This is a messenger RNA of Striga asiatica, 2762 nucleotides long. The record is from the annotation of a GenBank genome assembly. NCBI's taxonomy places the organism in Eukaryota, Viridiplantae, Streptophyta, Magnoliopsida, Lamiales, Orobanchaceae.
GUUGUACUAGUUUAUUAUUGAAAUAUAAAUGCCAAAUACCACUCUAAAAAUAAAUAAAUAUGAUGAGAGAGAAAUAUAGAAAGGCAGUUACAAUGUGAGUGAAGCUAUGGAGUAUAGAGAUUUAACGCAUUCUCACCACCACAUUGAUACUCACGCCCUUCUCUCCGCCCCGCAUUGCCAUUGAUUUUUCCGAUUUUACCUCUCCUCCACCCCUUCCCAUUUUCCAUUUUUUCCUUUUCAUUAACAAUAUCGCCGCCGCCGUCGCCGGAGUAAUAGCCGUCGCUGAAAUGACGCCCGUUAAAUCGAGAGUCACGGUGGUCGGAAGCGGCAAUUGGGGUAGCGUCGCCGCCAAGCUCAUCGCCUCCAACACGCUCAGGCUCAAUUCCUUCCACGAUGAAGUGAGAAUGUGGGUGUACGAGGAGAAAUUGCCAACCGGUGAAAAACUCACCCAAGUCAUCAACAGAACAAAUGAGAAUGUUAAAUAUCUCCCCGGCGUUAAGCUUGGUAAAAAUGUAGUUGCUGAUCCCGAUCUUGAAAAUGCAGUGAAGAAUGCCAACAUGUUGGUAUUCGUGACCCCUCACCAAUUCAUGGAGGGAAUUUGUAAGAGGCUAGUGGGGAAGAUAAUGCCCAAUGCUGAAGCUAUUUCUCUCAUUAAAGGAAUGGAGGUUAAAAGGGAGGGCCCAUGCAUGAUUUCCUCCCUAAUCUCCGAUCACCUCGGAGUUAACUGUUGUGUUUUGAUGGGUGCAAACAUUGCCAACGAGAUUGCGGUGGAGAAAUUUAGUGAGGCGACCGUUGGGUACAGAAAAGACAAACAAACUGCUGACCAAUGGGUUCAUCUGUUCAACACUUCCUACUUUAUGGUCUCGGCUGUCCAAGAUGUCGAAGGAGUUGAACUAUGUGGAACGCUGAAAAACGUUGUGGCUCUUGCAGCAGGAUUUGUGGAUGGGUUGGAUAUGGGGAAUAAUACAAAGGCUGCAAUCAUGAGAAUUGGCUUGAGAGAAAUGAAAGCCAUCUCAAAGCUUCUCUUCCCUACCGUCAAAGAUAGUACAUUCUUCGAGAGCUGUGGUGUAGCAGAUCUAAUCACAACCUGCCUUGGGGGACGAAAUAGGAAAUGUGCUGAGGCCUUUGCUAGGAAUGGUGGCAAAAGGUCUUUUGAUGAGCUAGAAGCCGAGAUGUUACAGGGCCAAAAGUUACAGGGCGUCUCAACUGCAAAAGAGGUUUAUGAAGUUUUGAGCCAUCGAAAAUGGUUAGAGCUUUUCCCUCUCUUCUCCACUGUUCAUGAGAUUUGCAUCGGUCACCUUCCGCCAACAGCCAUAGUCAAAUAUCGUGAGCAACCCCCAAAAUUUUCAAUCGUGGAAGGCUCUAUUCAGCUUUUCUAAGAUUCGCGCUUUAGUGUUUGUUUAUAUCAUACAUUAAUGUUUUUUGGCCAAUAUGUCACACACAGAGCCAGGGCCAGCUGAGCUUAUAUAGAUGGCUACUGCAAAUUUUAUGGAACUGAAAUUUGAUGGGCAUCGACUCUGGAUUGAGAAAAGGGUGGAAAAUUCAGAAUAAAAAUUUGAAUCAACAUCUGGGUUCACAUUUCCUCUUGUUCUCGUGAAAAAUCAUCAAAAAUCAAACAUUUCUUGUUCACAAAAUCCAUGUAAUAGACCUCGAACUGAUCAUACAAAUUAAAAUAGAACUUGUGAAGGAAAACUGGAGCACAACAAAGAAACUACACUAUAUUGGACUACGAAACAUUUGUCUAGAAUCUGCGCCUCGGUUUUUCCUCAGCCACACUGAUUCUAAUCGCCCGUCCAUCCAAAUCCUGCCCAUCGAGAGCGGCUAUGGCAUCAUUCAGUUCCUUCUCGCUCGACAUCGUGACGAAGCCAAAGCCACGUGAACGCGAUGUAUUGAUAUCGUAAAUAACUCUAGCUUCAACCACUUUGCAGUGCUUGCUAAAAAAUUGCCCCAGACGAGCAUCAUCCACUUGCCAUGGUAAGUUGGUGACGUACAACCUGAAAGAAGAAUGGUACGUUCGGGGAACCCUUUCUGGUCGAGAAUCUUUUUUAGUGGCCUUGGUCACGGUUAAAACUCGCCCGUUUAGAUCCUAUCGAUUGAACAUCUUCAAGGCCUUCUCAGCUUCUUCCACAGUGCUCAUAGUUACAAAUCCAAAGCCUCGACUUUGAUCAGCCUGCCUUUUGUAAAUCACCUACAACGACUUCAACAACCCCAGCCUGACCAAAAAGCUGAGCCAAAGUUUCGCUGUCAACAUCAUAAGGCAAAUUUCCGACAAACACCUUAGCUUCCUCCGACGGCUCCGUAUAAGAUUCGUCCAAACUUCCACCGUCGCCGUCAACGUUAUCCUCUGUAGUCUCCCACGCUAAUGAAUCAGCGGCGACAUUAGCCUCUGUAGCACCAUCACUUUCGUACUCAAUCCCACUGUUUUCUUCUUCUUCUUCUACAUCAUCUUCUUCCUGUUGGGCCCAAUCUGAAGUCUGCGCUACAAAUGGGACAAUUUUGAAAGGUGGAAUCUUGGUUUUCAGUGAAACAGGAGAAGACUGGAAGCGAAUUUGCCUCGAGGCGAGCAAUGGGCAAGUGGGUUUGGAAAUGGAGGUUGUGAAAUGGCAGCAUUCAAGCAAUUUGAGAUUAAGGUUAGCUGCAGAAGCCAUUUCUUGUGAGAUUACCCGAGUACAGAGUUGAGAGUGAGGGAGGAGAUUGUGGAAGUUGAAGAUAAGAAUUUUAAACCACACUAGUUGAAAAGAUGGGGUUUGGUUGGAGUUAUC